AUGGUGGGUUCUAAGGUGGCUAUUGUGCUUCUUCAAAGAGACGGAGAGGCUGGGACGCCCUUAGUCUUCGACAUCGCAAGCAUAGAGAAAUUGAGGAGCAUUGGAGUAGCGGGUAUCUUGACCGGAACGCUGCCGUCAGCCACGCAGCAAAAUGCAUUUCUGAGCGUACCACUACGGCUGAUGGCCGAGGAGGCGCUGUGGCUGGUAGAGAAGCAGUUGGGCUAUCUAGUGCAUGGCGGAGGGGUGGUGCAUACAGCGGCAGAGGCUGUCAAGGCUGAGGAUAUGAAAGAGGCGCGCAAUGAGCUAGAGCGCUCUUUCGAGGCACAGCGCGAGUUUAAGCGACAGCAGCAUCUUGAAAAGUUACGGCGUUUAGGUGUAAAGGCCGAGAAUUCUUCGGGGACGGAAACGGAUUACUCGCGUCUGCUGGAGUCGUCUCUCUUCAUAGAGACAUGUGACUCUUCGGCCCUUAUUUCGCAGCGGCAGCGCGAGUUUGACAAGCCAGAAAUCCAAGCCAGGUUGGCGCAGCAACUCCGAACGGGAUGCAAAUGCAAAGGCGACUUUCACGUGUACAAAGCGCUUCGGGAGCAGGGCUACUUUUUGUCGCCGGGGAGUCGCUUCGGAGGUCGCUUUAUCGCGUAUCCCGGCGAUCCGCUUCGGUACCAUUCUCACAUGACUGUGCAGCCAGCGAUGGACUACCGCAGAGAUCCAUUGGACCUUCUGCAAGUGGUGAGCGGUGGCCGGCUUGGAACUGGUGUCAAAAAGCUUUGGGUUGUGGGCGGAGUCAAAGACGACUACGAUUCUACCGAUGCUGAGUCUGGGAGGGUUUCUUUCUUCUCAGUUGAAUGGGCCGGUUUUGGGUAG
Molecule: messenger RNA, 861 nt
Organism: Lachancea thermotolerans CBS 6340
Lineage: Eukaryota; Fungi; Ascomycota; Saccharomycetes; Saccharomycetales; Saccharomycetaceae
Gene: SEN34
Product: tRNA splicing endonuclease subunit SEN34
Exons: 1
Coding region: 1-861 (286 amino acids)
Biological process (GO): tRNA-type intron splice site recognition and cleavage; tRNA splicing, via endonucleolytic cleavage and ligation
Cellular component (GO): tRNA-intron endonuclease complex
Molecular function (GO): tRNA-intron lyase activity; nucleic acid binding
Source: RefSeq, a predicted model, not a curated record